ACCCUCACCAUACAUAGACAUAGAUAGCCAAAAAAUCAUAUCUCGGAUCUCCUCCUGUGGUUACUCCAUCUCCAUGAAAAGACACACACGCACUUACCUUGCACCGCAACAGCGUAUCCGGGAACAAACAUCCCGUAUCCAUCUCCUCUGUCAAACUGUGUGCUCCAUUCCAUUAUCUCACCUAGCUAGCUAGCUAUAGCUCAUGAAUGAGAGAUAGAUAGAGAGAGCGAGAGAGGAGGGGCAGUGUGAGUGUGUGUGUGUGUGUACAGCUCCUGCAAGCUCGCUGGUAAUAAUAGAGCCAAGACAAGACCACUAUGGAUAUGGAGGAGCAAGCCAACGCCGCCGCCACUGCUGCGCGAGAAGGCGACCUCGCCGACGUCGUGGCCCGUGCCAACGCAAUGGUCUACUCCACUGGAGCCCGUCGCCAACCACCACCACCUCCUCCUUCUGCGCCAGCUCGUGUCAUGAUCCCCUACGAGGAGCGGCCUGCGAACGUCGCCUGCGGCGGCGGCGACGGCGAGGUUACGCUCGAGGCGUCGCCGUCGACCGUUGUCGUCGACCCGUACCUGCUGGUUGCGGCCGGCGGAUAUGGACUGCUGCCGCAGCAGCAGCAGCAGCAGCACCAGCACCAGCCACUGCUGGCUUUCCAGAUCUCUGAGCACGCGUGCUGCGCCGCCGCCGACAGCGACGACCCCAUGAGGAUCUCGCCACCACCACCUGCUCCUCAUCAUCAGAUGAUCAUGAGAAGGAACGAUGUGAGGAAGGUGGUGUGCAUCCCGGCGCCACCGGUGAUGAGCAACCGGGCAGGAGGGGGAGGAGAGGUGAUUCCAUCUGACCUAUGGGCAUGGAGAAAGUAUGGCCAGAAACCAAUCAAGGGCUCUCCUUAUCCAAGGGGUUACUACAGAUGCAGCAGCUCCAAAGGGUGCCUAGCCCGGAAACAGGUGGAGCGCAGCCGCAGCGACCCCAACAUGCUGGUUAUCACCUACACCGCGGAACACAACCACCCAUGGCCCAUGCAGCGCAACGUCCUUGCAGGAUACGCUCGUGCUCACACCCACGCCGCUGCCAAGAAGCAGCACAAGAUCAGCAGUAGUAGCACCACUGAUAAUGCCGCAAGCUCGUCCUCCAGCAACAAUUUCCAUGUCGAGCAGAACAAUCUGAUCGCCGGCGACCAGCUUCCCGUCAAUUGCAUGAUGCCUAAUAGCACCGCCUAUGCUGGGGACGAUGGUGGUGGCCUGGUGUUUGAAGGCAUCCAGCCUGACGAGGUCUUUGCAGAGCUGGAAGAGUUGGAGGAGACUGAUAAUUGUCCCAUGGUGAUCGGUGCAAACGUCUACGGAUCAAGGGGGGUAAGUAGUAACUAUGAGUGGCACAAAUUCUAAUCACGGGUCUUCUAGCUAAUCAAUUGAUAAGGGCGGCUGUGAUACAUAUAUGCAUGCUCGAUUAAGAAGAUCAUACAUAUCUUAAAACGCACUGUUUUUUCCCUUCAUUGUACAACAGGAUAACUAAUAUAUUUGUUUGCGCCAAUAUAUGAUGAUAAAACUAAGAGUAUA
Molecule: messenger RNA, 1550 nt
Organism: Hordeum vulgare subsp. vulgare (domesticated barley)
Lineage: Eukaryota; Viridiplantae; Streptophyta; Magnoliopsida; Poales; Poaceae
Product: probable WRKY transcription factor 14
Exons: 3
Coding region: 315-1379 (354 amino acids)
Biological process (GO): regulation of DNA-templated transcription
Cellular component (GO): nucleus
Molecular function (GO): DNA-binding transcription factor activity; transcription cis-regulatory region binding
Source: RefSeq, a predicted model, not a curated record